Molecule: messenger RNA, 6350 nt
Organism: Hippoglossus stenolepis (Pacific halibut)
Lineage: Eukaryota; Metazoa; Chordata; Actinopteri; Pleuronectiformes; Pleuronectidae
Gene: cnot3b
Product: CCR4-NOT transcription complex, subunit 3b
Exons: 20
Coding region: 247-3201 (984 amino acids)
Biological process (GO): nuclear-transcribed mRNA poly(A) tail shortening; regulation of DNA-templated transcription; regulation of stem cell population maintenance
Cellular component (GO): nucleus; P-body; CCR4-NOT core complex
Source: RefSeq, a predicted model, not a curated record
CAAUCGCAGGCGAGGUGGGCGGGCCUCGUGUCCACCAGGGCCUCGGAGGAGGAGGAGGAGUUCCUGGCGGCCAUCUUGGAUGUGCGGACUGAUUGUUUAGCGAGAAGAAUUGUGAACAUUUUAGAAAAUAAGCCAUUUUACUGAAUCCCUGAAGGUUUGAGGAAGUGGAGGCGACCGAGGACCGAGACCGUCACUCGGAACAGUCCGGUGAAAGAAGGCAUGAAGACAUCAUCCUAGUUAUCAGUCAUGGCCGAUAAAAGGAAACUUCAAGGUGAAAUAGAUCGAUGUCUGAAAAAAGUAGCGGAAGGUGUAGAACAGUUUGAAGACAUCUGGCAAAAGGUGAGGAGGGACUGUGACAAGCUUCACAAUGCAGCCAACGCCAACCAAAAGGAGAAAUAUGAAGCAGACCUCAAGAAAGAGAUUAAAAAGCUACAGCGUCUUCGAGACCAGAUCAAGACGUGGGUGGCAUCCAACGAGAUCAAAGAUAAACGGCAGCUAGUCGAGAAUCGCAAACUCAUAGAAACGCAAAUGGAGCGGUUCAAGAUAGUGGAAAGAGAAACCAAGACGAAAGCCUACUCAAAAGAAGGACUGGGUCUGGCACAGAAGGUCGAUCCGGCCCAGAGGGAAAAGGAGGAGGUCGGGAUGUGGCUAACGAAUAUGAUCGACACGUUGAACAUGCAGGUGGACCAGUUUGAGAGUGAAGUGGAGUCUCUGUCGGUCCAGACCAGAAAAAAGAAAGGAGACAAGGAGAAGCAGGACCGGAUCGAGGAGCUGAAGAAGUUCAUUGAGAAGCAUCGAUACCACAUCCGGAUGCUGGAAACAAUACUGAGGAUGCUGGACAACGACUCAUUGCAGGUGGACUCCAUCAAGAAGAUCAAGGAUGAUGUGGAGUACUACAUAGACUCGUCGCAGGAUCCCGAUUUUGAGGAGAACGAGUUUCUGUACGACGACCUGGAUCUGGACGACAUUCCUCAGACGCUGGUCGCCACCUCCCCGCCGGGACACUCGCACUUGGAGGACGAGAUCUUCCAGCACUCCAGCAGCACACCCACCUCCACCACCUCAUCUUCACCCAUCCCCCCCUCGCCUGCCACUUGCACUACGGAGAACUCAGAGGAUGACAAGAAGAGAGGACGUUCAACAGACAGUGAAGUUAGUCAGUCACCUGUGAAGAACGGAAACCCCUCCUGCUCGUUAUCCUCUUCCUCCUCCUCCUCCUCCUCUUCCUCCUCCUCUUCCUCCUCCUCUUCUUCCUCCGUCUCAGGACUGAACCCCUCCUCGCUGGUCUCUAUGGCGACCAUCGCUGGGGGUGGAAGCAGCGGCUCUGGGGGAAACAGUCAUUACACCACCUCGGGGGGUCUCCUCUCCAACACCUCCGCUGGCAGCUACAGCAACGCCACCCAGCAGCCGCCGCACCCGUCGGCACAGCAGCAGCCGGCCAAGAACUCAGUGAGCUCCUCCUCCUCUGCACCCAUAGCCUGCCCCAGCAUCAACAGCCACCCCGCCUCCUCCGCCUCCUCUCCCCCCAAUGCCAGCACACAGGGGCUCCUGACUUCAAACUCCCUGCCUCCGUCAGGGCCCCCGCAGACCUCCAACAGCUUCGGCCUCGGCCUGGGACUCUCUCUGGGGAAAGGCGGCAUGUCCAGCUCCCUCACCACCAGCCCGAUGUCCGGGGGCCUCGGCUUAUCAGGGAUGCCGGCAUCCCUGAGCACCAUGGCGAGCCUUCUAUCCAGCUCCACCCCAGCACCGUACGCUCAGGCAGCCGCCUCAGGCGCCGUCGGCUCCGGCUUACCAGGUUUACCGGGCUCCCUGGGAGGCGUCAGCACCACAACCACCAACAGCGCAUUGGGCUCCAUUGGCAGUGGGAACAUCACAGUCGGCGGGCCGACAUCUUCAUCAGGAGGUCUGCUGGGCGCAUCGACAUCGAUGGGCAGCAUCGGCUCUGGGAUUCUGGGUUUGAGCUCCAGCCAGUCGGGGAUGCAGGGGUUGUCUCUGAUGUCACAGAGCCCGGUGGGAGGCCUGGCUCCAGGAAGCGGAGUCGGCAUCAUCGGGAGCAACGGGGGUAACUCGGGAUCAAUGGGGAGCGGAGUGGUGGGAGGAAACUCGUCGCUCUCCGUCAGACCGCCGAGCCGACAGAAGCAGAACGGAAGCACUAGUUACAGUGCUGUGGUAGCCGACAGCACAACAGACUCCGCCCUCAACAGUGUCAGCCAAUCACAAAACAGCCAACCCUCAUCUUUGAUCUCCACAGCCAAUCAGCCUAAGGAUACUGGUCCCAGUCUACUGGGCUCUAUCACUUUGUCGUCCAGCUCUCCAUCGCCGGGCUCCUACAGCGAUGCCAAAAUGGUGAGCGGCGGCAGCCUGCUGAACGGACCGCUGUCCUUCUCGCAGUCCUCCGAUGGCAUGAAGUGUCACAGCUCAGGAACUCUGAGCUUUCUGAAAAUACCAAGGUCCGAGUUUUCAUGUCUACCACUAAAGGACAGCAUCCUAAUCGAUUCGGAAAACUCGACCCUGUUUGAAGACAACAUGACCAUGAAAGACGAGCCCCAGGAGCCUCUGAGCAGCCUGAAGUCCAUGGCCGAGCGAGCAGCACUCAGCUCAGGGAUGGAGGGAGACGUGCCUUCCCUGCACCUCACCCCAGACAUCUUCCCCAGCAGCACUACAGCCUCCUCCGGACCCCCGUCUGCGCCUCAGACCUCGCUGUCAGAGGUCAGCAUCCCCCCGUCACUGGGGGUCUGUCCGCUGGGGCCGGUGCCCGUGUCCAAAGACCAGCUCUACCAACAGGCCAUGGAGGAGGCGGCGUGGACGCACAUGCCCCACCCAUCGGACUCCGAGAGGAUCAGGCAGUACCUGAUGAGGAACCCCUGCCCCACCCUGCCUUUCCACCACCAGGUGCCACCGCCCCACUCUGACACUGUAGAGUUUUACCAGAGGCUUUCGACCGAGACCCUCUUCUUCAUCUUUUACUACCUGGAGGGCACUAAGGCCCAGUAUCUGGCAGCCAAAGCCCUGAAGAAGCAGUCGUGGAGGUUCCACACAAAGUACAUGAUGUGGUUUCAGAGGCACGAAGAACCCAAGACCAUCACUGAUGAGUUUGAGCAGGGAACGUACAUCUACUUUGACUAUGAGAAAUGGGGCCAGCGGAAGAAGGAGGGAUUCACUUUCGAGUACCGGUACCUAGAAGACCGUGACCUCCAGUGACCUGCGGAGAGAAAUGUGGAAGGACAGACGGGCGGACAACCGAGAAAGAGAGAGAGGGACGUGGACGGAGGAAAGAAUUAGCGAAUAAUUGAACGAACAAAUACGGGGCGGUCCGGCGGCUGACAUUCCUGGUUUUGACCUCAGCUCGCUGUUGGAAAGGAGACGUUCUGGGCCGGAGGGCGCCACCAGUCCCUCCCCCCGACCCUCCAGCCCCGCCCCCUCCUCCUCCUCCUCCACCUCCUCCUUCACCAGGUCUUUUAUUUCCAUCUUUUUCCUGAACUGGAACUUUCUUUAAAACAACAAGAAGACUUUGUUUUGUUUUGGCAGAUAAAAAACUAAAAUCACACCCGACAUCCUGACGACCACGUGCUUUUCCCUCUCUGUGUUAUUCUGUUGCUUUGGCUUUAAAAGCUGUUGCUUACAUUUGCCCCUGAAGAACCAAAGAUAACGAUUCGUACCGUUCAGGCUCCGUCCUGUUUCCAAACCGACUAAAGAGGCUCCGGACCACAAACAUAAAUUUGUGCUGCAGCAUCUCAAACUUUGGACUGACGCAGGUGACAAAUGUGACUUUGGUUUUUUUAAAGUGAAGACGGAGGAGAAGACGAUGAGAGAGAGGACGUCGUCUUUUAAUAACCACGAAUCUGAACCUGUAAGAACCGUGUAAACCAACAAUUAGAACAAUCAAACGACCCCCUCGUCUAACGCAGCAGUGAAAAGUUUAACCUUCACGAAACAACGUUCUCCUCCAGCUGAUACAACAGAAGCGUAUUCGGCUUCAUCGCUUCAGCACUGAUGAAAAACAGUUUUCAGACAUGAACUCCAGAAUAUCAUGUCUGGACGUUUUCUGGAGUUUGUCUUUAACAUGUGAGGAAGCAGCAGGACCAGGUCCGGGGCAGACGUGUUAGAAACGUCAUCAACACGUUGGGUUCAUGUCUGAAAGCAGCUUUCGAAGCGGAUCUUUCCGCCGGUGAAGCCUCCUCCGGUGUUUCACUGACUCCGGCUGGUGUUCGGUCGACAGCGGCCGGAGUCAGAAACAAUCAACACGACGUGGGUGAAGUUCGGUCGUGGGCGGCUCACAGGCCUCUCUCUCACUCUCGCACUCUAAAGUAUCUCCGAGGCUCUGUUGUUGUGUUCGUGUGAAGUGGUGAAAGUGGCCGCUUCGUUUUGUGAAUCCGUGGCGUCUAAAAAUAUCCGGGCCUGCCUCCUCCCGUCCCGUUCCAGUGGAGGAGUGUGACAGCAGAGCCGCCGAGGUGUCGGUAGUAACAGGCUUCUACCUGGUGGGCAGCGUUACGUCACCGCCACAGGAGAGGGAUCAGAAAACCAGUUUCACCAUUUAAGUUAAACCUCACGUCGUUAAAUUAAAAGGGUCAGUUCACUCAAAUCGGAUAACAAACACGUUUUCCUCCUUUUCAGUUUCCUGAGAAGUAAAGAGGUUUUUAAGGAGCCAGUUUUUUGUUAUUCGCCUUCAUUGGAUUCGGCUGCCGGUCAAAUAACAGAUCGAACCAAACCUGUACAGACAAUUUAAAAAGGUCAGGGUGUGAAACCACCAACACAGAAAUUCAUCAGCUCGUUCCACUAGUGAUUCAAACGUGACGUCACCUGAUCUCAGACACGUGCGUCAAUCUCAACUUCUAAAAUUAGUCAUGGCAGCAAAUCCAAGAUUAAAACGGGAUUAAUCUGUAGAGUGUCACUCGAGCUUUUUUAACUUGACACUUCUUCACCGACUGAGGAAGGUCAGCUUCUUAUUUAGCCUCAAUUCCUCAAGCGCGUUUUUAAAACAGACGUUUCUGGGAAACAUGCACGAACUCUUUUGGUUUGUCAGUUCCAGCGUCGUCCAAACGUUUUGCAGCAGGAAACUUUUCUACUCUCUCCUGCGUAACUUUUCUUUUUCACAUCCACAAACUCAAACGAGGGAAAAAAACAUCAUUUGGUUUUUCGCGAACACAAACAACGGACGUGAAGGUUUUUUAAUUUUUUUGUAAUUUGAGUGAACUGAUCCGUUUACAACCGAAGCUCCAGCGGUGAUCCGUGUCAGCGUCGUGCGUUUGAUUCCACCAGCAGCUGGAUGGACAGUUUGUCGUCCGUCUCCUCCUCCUCCUCCUCCUCCUCCUCCUCCUCGCUCUCUCCGUGCUGAAGAGCACAAACACCAGCACUGAUGCCCACACCUCCUCCUGCGUCCUCUACUGACACACACAGACACACACACACACACACACACACACACACUCUCUGCCCUGUUCUUACCUCCAUCAGGCGUUUUCCCGGCUGCCGAACACACUGCAGCUUGUUUUCUUUUUUUUUAUUCAGUUUUCUCCUCCUCUUCCUCUCAGCUCCUCCUCCUCUCCUCUCAACGCCAGGUAGAUAUUUCCUUUGUUUCUCAGGAAGUAUGUCAUCGAUCAUUUUAUGAGGAAAUGUAUCCGCCAGCAGCUCCGUCGCCACAGCACAACAACAACAACAACAACAACAACAACAACAAGAUAAACAGACCAGCACCAACAUGUUCCUUCGGGAUUCUCACGAUUCUCACGAGCGUUUCUCGGCUUCGCUUCUCGCACCACUUUCUCUUUUUCGUUCACCAAAAGCUUUUGAAAAAAAAAAAAGAAAAGAAAUUGAAUAAAAAAACUCAAAUCUGUUCCUCCGUUGUUCGGAGCAGCACCUGGACGAGAGGCCAUCUUUAUAUUUUGUAUUUUUUGGAUUAUCUGUGGUAGUUUGUAUAUUAUUUUUCUUUUUUUCAGAGACGGGGGGGAAAAAAGCGUUUGAAACCCCCCCCCCCAGAGGAGAACGAGGACCCUGUUGUUUUUAAAGAUCGUCUCAACAGGAGCGUGGUUUGUUUUUAUAGCCGAACAGACGCCGACGACUCGACACCCGAACCCACAGUCCCGCUUUUAACCUUUUGUUUACCUUUGACAAGCGUAAGGGACGAGAGGGCGAUCGAGAGCCCAAAUGUGAAUCUCUCUCUGCCCCUUUGACAAAAGUGUUGUAUAGACUCCUUCUUCAAACCUCUCCGUUGGGUUUUUUCUCUUUUUGUUUGUUGUUGUCGUAAGACAGCUUGAAAUAAUGACACUUACAAAGUGGCGCUGAAAAAGUAAAUAAUGAAAUAACCAUGAAUAAAGGAUUGUAAAAUAUUAAAAUAAUUACUUUUCAGAAAA